UUGACACAUUUUUAGGCAGUCCGUAUGACCAACGUUCGCUUAACUAGCUUAAGUUAGCUGGCUAACAUGGAUAGCUAGUAAAGUUAGCAAGCAAUGCCAGGAAUGAAAGACGAAGUGGGACAGAUAUUUUUAGACAUAGCUAACUGGCUAAUAUUAAAUUCGAGCCAGGGAACUGACACAAGAAAUGCAAUGAUGGCCCAGUUGAACCAGCCACAACAUUUAGCUAGCCUCUUCUUCAUGCCGGCAACCAGCAUAGUUAGCUAGGUAACCAACACUUCUAGACAUUCAGUCAGCAACCACCACAGAUUUACUAUUUUUGACCGAUUGGCAACGGGUAGCCAGCUAGCUAUCGGACUGGCUAACGUUAGCUAGCUACCGUAGCUAUUUAACGCCACGUCGUUAGCCAAUCAGUUAACGUUAGCUAGCCAGAUACUGGUAUGUUCAUAUUGUUAGGCUAGCAACGUUAGCCAGCUAGAUAACGCUACUAGUUAGCUAGGUAAUGACAUUACGUUAGCUAACGCCGGUUUGUUUGAACUAGCCAGUAACGUCGUUAGUUAAUGACUGGCAUGAUGACGUUACCACAACUGAAAAGCAAGCCAAAGCUGUCCUUGGACCUGAUGUGAUGGAAGAUUGCCCUGAGUGUUCAAAAUAGCUUGUUGAAACGCUUUAGGAAAUGGACAGAAGAUUAGAAGGAAAGCUUAGGAUCAGCCAGAAAGAGAAAGUGUCCAGUAAUAACACUACACAGUCGCCAUUGAAGACGGGCAUCGUGAUCCAGGACGACUCCCCACACGCUGCGCCCCCGCCCCAGAUCCGCAUUCUGAAGCGGCCCUCCAGUAACGGGUCGUUAGGGUCGCCCCAGGGCCAGAACCGGCCCGCGCCACAGGUCAAGUCCCUGGCCCAGCGGGAGGCGGAGUACGCUGAGGCCAGGAAGAGAAUACUGGGCAGUGCCAGCCCUGAAGAGUCGCCUCAGGAAAAGCCCAACACAGACAGACCAGGGCAUACAAAUUCUACCACACCUCCAGAGGACCGAUCAAACAAUCAUGCUGUCCGCCAACCAGCAGGCCCCGACGGCACUCAAGGCUUCUGCCAAAACAGAUAAGUGGAAGAGGGGCAAUCCUGCUAUUGGGAGAGAUGGAGAGGAAGAUGAAAUGUCUGGGCUCCAGGGGGUAUCACAGGGUUUUAAAAACCAUUUCCUUCUAUUCCAUGGUAUGGGAUCAGCUGUGAAUCGGAAGGCAAAUGUCCUCCCCUCUCAUGGCUCCCACUGGUAAUGUGUGGGAUGGAUUAGAGGCUCUGUAGGAAGCAUGCUUUCUCCCCC
Salvelinus sp. IW2-2015 is the source of this 1315-nucleotide messenger RNA. Its product is annotated as SUZ RNA-binding domain-containing. Lineage: Eukaryota; Metazoa; Chordata; Actinopteri; Salmoniformes; Salmonidae. The record is from RefSeq and is a predicted model, not a curated record.